This is a messenger RNA of Chrysoperla carnea, 1073 nucleotides long. RefSeq names its product histone H2A. The record is from RefSeq and is a predicted model, not a curated record. Gene Ontology annotation, cellular component: nucleosome. The transcript is spliced from 3 exons. The coding region runs from base 133 to 546 and encodes 137 amino acids. Gene Ontology annotation, molecular function: DNA binding; protein heterodimerization activity; structural constituent of chromatin. Lineage: Eukaryota; Metazoa; Arthropoda; Insecta; Neuroptera; Chrysopidae.
UAUUUUAUUCCUAAAAUUACAAACCGCCUUUUCUGUGAUCGUUUGCCAGUUAAAGUUAUUUUGUAGAAGGCUCCAUUACGCCAACGUUUAUAUUUUUUCGGUAAUCAAAUUAAUUAAUAUCAAUUAAUAAAAAUGUCUGGACGUGGCAAAGGAGGCAAAGUUAAAGGAAAGGCAAAAUCCCGUUCCAAUCGAGCAGGACUUCAGUUUCCCGUCGGAAGAAUCCAUAGAUUAUUAAGGAAAGGCAAUUACGCAGAACGAGUUGGUGCCGGGGCACCUGUAUAUUUAGCAGCUGUAAUGGAAUAUUUGGCCGCUGAAGUUUUGGAAUUGGCGGGAAAUGCAGCAAGAGACAACAAAAAAACAAGAAUUAUUCCAAGACAUUUACAACUAGCCAUCAGAAAUGACGAAGAAUUAAACAAAUUACUUUCUGGUGUGACAAUCGCCCAAGGUGGUGUUCUUCCCAAUAUACAAGCAGUACUUCUACCUAAAAAGACAUCGACAUCCUCUGGAGGUGCAGGCAAAAAAUCUUCACAAUCUCAGGACUAUUAGUUUAUAUUUUUUUUAAUUAAGUAAUUUUUAAGCGGAAAUCGUUAGAUAAGUUUUUUUUUUAAUAAAAUUGUUUUUCUGAAUGUAAUGCUCGUUUCAUAUUGCACGAUUUUGAAACAUUUUUAGUCGAUUAGAAGAACAUCACAAGACUUUGAGACUUUUAUGGCUCAAAUUUUGUAAAAGACUAUUAAAAUCUGUGACGUACUAGCUGACGCACUUUUUGCUUCUAUCGUGAUUUUUACUGUUCGAAAAUAUGAAGCUCGGUUGGAGAAACAGUAUUGUAAACUUAGUGACGUACAUUGUCCGUUUACCGUGAGAUACGACUUUGGAGCGACGUACGAUGGGAUGUUUUUUGCCGUUCGAUCAAAACAUAAUGUGAAAUGAGCUCUAGUUUAUAAUUCUGCAAAAAUCACUCAUUUUUAUUCCAGUUUUCAUUAAAAAAAAUUCAUUGUAUGUUAUUUUAUUAUUAUUACGAUGUUGAAUUGUAUGAAUUCAGUCCAAAUAAAUUAUCGUCCUUUCAGUUUUUAAAA